GUGGGUUCAGUAGAUAGUCAAGAAUGCCUCCUCGACCAGGUCAGAUCGAACCGUUUUACUGCUUUUUCUCGCACUUCGCUCGGAAUCACUAUGUAUGCAUAUACAUUCAUAGAUUUGUUUCUUCGGAAAUUCCAUUAAUGAAAAUCUGCCUGUAAUUAUAUACAAAAUUCUAUCAAUAAUUAUCCGUUGCUUUAUUGGUUCGUCCAAUUCGGGAGCGUUGAUUGCGCUACGACUAGAAUCACCUCUGCCAUUGUGAGAACGGAGCCACUGGAACCAGUUCAACAUCCGGGGGUCAUUGGUGCACACAAGUUUUAAGAUUGGAGGAUUGUAAAGUGCAAAAAAAAUCGAAAAAUAUGGUGGAGAAAGGAGUUUACUGCUGAGCGAAGGCAUUGCAACCCAGCGAAGGGGUGACCGCAGCGCAGCGGUGACACAACUGUCCAAACCGAUGCGAGCCCUCGAGGUUUAAGUAAAUUAGUGCAUAUUUUUCGCGAGGGCAACGAUGAUGGUGGUGAAAAGGAAAUAAAAGAAGCCAGAAUCUGGUGCUACAGGUUUCGAAGGUGUAUUAUAGUAAGGUAGUGAGCAAGUGCUAUUUGUGGGAAUUUGAUGAAAGGAAAUCAUUCAAAAUGUGUUGAAAGUUUGGAAUGUUGUGCAAUAUUUUUAAGAAAAUAAUCAGAAGUUGUGUAGCAUAGAGUAUUCUUCUGCCAAGCAGAAGCGUUCCGUAUAGAAGCUGGGUAUAACAAGUGCACGAGGAUAGGAGAAAAUGGAUGAAAGAUUACUGAACGAUCUGCUGGAGUGCUCCGUGUGUUUGGAACGAUUGGAUACAUCCUCCAAGGUGCUACCCUGUCAGCAUACUUUCUGUCGGAAAUGUCUGGAGGAAAUCGUGUCUAGCCAUCAGGAGCUUCGAUGCCCGGAAUGUCGAGUUCUUGUGGAUAUCAAAAUCGACGAGCUUCCGCCGAAUGUUUUAUUAAUGCGUAUUUUGGAAGGCAUGAAAACAGCUGAGCUGAACAGUCAAAAUAUAAACAUAAACAAAGCGGUUCGUACCGGCGUCGGAGGUGGGAACAUCUUCAACUUGCAAAUUCAACAGCAGCAGAACAACCAUCCAAGCAUACCGUAUCAGCAUCAAGGCUCAUCUCAGCAGCAACAGCAGCUGCUGCAGCAGCUUGCAAAGAACAAUAAAAAUGACCAACAGUACCAGCAACCUCAUCAUCCUAAUUCUCCACCACAAAGCCAGAACCAGAAUCAGGCCCAGCAAGGACAGCACACAGCCAACCGCAUCAUCGCGCCGUCCGGCAACAAUGCACUGGAUCUGUCGAAAAUCCCACACGCCAAGGCAUUCUACGAUUUUGCUUCUAGUGAGACCAGUGACAUAAACUUCAAAAAAGGUGACAUAAUCAUUCUGAAAAAGAAAAUCGAUCACAACUGGUGCGUGGGUGAAAUCAACGGAAAAGAGGGUGCCGUUCCAUUGAACCACUUGCAGGUGAUCGUGCCGUUGCCCUACCCGCAAUGCAAGGCACUGUACGACUUCAGCAUGGGACCUAACGAAGAGGAAGGUUGUCUUACGUUCAAAAAAGGCGCCUUAAUUCACGUGCUCCGACGAGUGGACCAAAAUUGGGCAGAGGGUCGCAUUGCUGACAAGAUAGGGAUUUUUCCUAUUUCAUUCGUAGAAAUGAACAUACUUGGAAAACAGCUGAUGGAUUCUGCUCUGAAACAUUUGCUGGCAAAUGCUUCAAACAAUCGAACCGUUCCCCCAACGCCGUUUGAUCUGAAUGCAAGCGAUACGACAAGUUCUAGUGUAACAACUAGUCCGAAUUCUUCCGCAAGUACAACAAGCUCAAACUCGAGUACUGCCCCCAGUAGUCCCACCUCGCUAUUCCUAGCGACUUCGGCAGUCGGCGCUGGUAGUGGUCAUUCCAAACGAGAUCACAAAGAAAAGCGCCAUUCACUGACAACUUUUAUGACCAAUUCGAACGGAUCGAACGGAUGUUCUGUUGGAGGACCUCUAAAUCAACCUAAUCGCCAUUCUGUUGAAAUUCUCAAUGGGCCGGAAGUGGAGGGAUCACAGCAACAGCCAGCAUCCCAAGUAUCAGUAAACGAUGCCACUGUCACAGGAGGAAUUUCUGUAUCUGUUUCGACAGAUCAUCCACAAAGUAGCAGACCCGAUAUGCUCAACUAUCAGAAGAAUAGCACUGCCAAGGCUAGUCAGAUAUAUAAUCCGCAUCCACAACUACCAGCUACCUACGUCGCUCUCUAUCCCUACAAACCCCAGAAACCAGAUGAACUGGAACUCAAGAAAGGAUCAAUCUAUUACGUCAUAGAACGAUGUAAAGACGGUUGGUUCAAAGGUGCCAAUCGCCAGCAAAAGUCUGGAGUUUUCCCUGGUAACUACGUAGCUGUGUUCAAAGGCCGCGAAAGCAGCCAUUCCAAUCGUAGCCCUAAUAUACAGGGACCAUCCACCAGUGCCCAGAAUCCGUCCAAUAACCUAGUCCAAAUCACACUGCCUGCCUUACCACCCAGAGACAACACGACAAAUGCUACCGGUCUUGUCUGGACGAAGCAAUCAAAUCAAAGCGGCAACUAUAUCGAUUCGUUGUUUGGACGAAAAUCCGGAGUAGUGUCUUCAGAUAAAAAUACAUCUGCUGUAGUUAACUCGACAGUUACCGCAGGAGAAACCUCUCAUCCGACCAACCAACCUAAGGAAGCUAAGGAAAAGAAAGAUUCCUCAGCUGUGAGUUUGAUGAAACGAUUGACCAACAUCAAACGAUCUAAAUCUCCAACAUCGAGUGCGAAUAGCGGAGGAAACACCAAUCCUGCCUAUUCGAUGGACAACCCAGUGUUUGAAGAUAGUGCGAUUGCUGCGGUUUCUCCAGCCGCUAAACCAAAUCUACAUCAGAUGAUUAAUCCAGUGCAUGUCAGAUCCGGAUCAUGCCCCAGUCAACUUUUGCAAAGUCUCCCGAUGGAUGUCGUGAUGGCCCAAGGCCGCGAAAAUGUUCCUUAUAUGUACGGAUCACAGCGGGUUAAACCCCACAAAGAACGACCAUCGAUGCACGGACUCAAAACCGAAGGAUCGGGAAAAAACUUCAGUAAGCACAGUACAGUUACUGCCGCUUCUAGCCAACAUCAGUCACACGAAGCACCCGCCUCCACGUCGACUGCUACCCAAGGACCGAAACAAUCUGUACCAUAUCAUCGAAAAUCUCAAAGUCUAGACGCUGCCGCCAUUAUAUCCCAGAUGAAUGGGACGCCAUCCAAGUCGAAAUCGCACUCGCAAACGGUGCGGGAGAGGUUCAAAUGCAUCGUUCCGUACCCGCCGAAUAGUGAGUACGAACUAGAACUGCGAGUCGGAGACGUUGUAUUGGUGCACAAAAAGCGAGACAACGGCUGGUACAAAGGCACUCAUCAAAGGUCAGGUAAGACCGGUCUGUUUCCAGCGUCUUUCGUCGAGCCAGAUAUGUGACACCGAAAAUAAAAAACAAACACAAAAACGAGACGAAUCUUUGUUUUUAAUGAAAUCGCAGGUAUUAUCAAAUGAUGUAACAGUAUAGCGACGUCAUCAGCGUGUGUUUUGUUGUUAGAAUGCAAGUGAAACUAGAAGUAAAGUUUAGUGUUUAGCAAUUCAAUUGAUUAGUAAAUAGUAUCUGGAUUAGGAAAAGCAAGUAAAAUUACACCUUAAAUUAGACCAACAAAAGUGCAAAUCUGUACCUAACCGUUCUUUAUUAGGUCUCAAAAAUAAGUCUGAACGAUAAUGAGAAAUUAGAACGUAUGUUUAAAUCGUUAUCUUCUCGAAGAAAUAAUCCACUUGUAACGAAAAUCAAUCCUGAAUUCAACCAACAAAACAGGAAACCGUCAUAAAUACUCAUCAGAUUACAAACAAUCGCUCUCAUUCCGAAUAGUUUCAGAUAUCUGCUAUCAUAUUAUUGUGCAUUUUUAUUGACUAACUGCAAUCGUGAGAACAUCUUGUAUUUUGUGUCUAAAAACUUUUAUUAAUAACUCAUUCCAAGUGAAAUAUAAUCAAAGUAACAGAGAUUGUUGUACAAAUGGUCUUUAAUCAUUAGCCAAAUCAUUGAUGUUGUGUUUGAAUGCGAUACUUUUAAAACAAUAAUGAAAGAAUACUUUAUUCAUUUAGAUAAUAUUUUAUGCUACAUCAACAGUAACAUACAGACGUAACGUGUUUCAAGCAAUUCAUCAUAAAUUCUGAGAAUAUGAUUAUGUUACUCAACGAGAAAUUUAAACAUAAUAUGAAUCAAAAAAGAUGUGCAAAAUCUGAAAGAUAUAAAACUGAAUGCUCCACUAUUGAUGCGUGUUCCACUACUAUUUUCUCGUUCUAAAAAAAAACAUAGACAAUUUAAAGAACUGUUCUCUUUUCUGGAGCGUACACGGUGCACAGAGAAAAUCAAAUCAAAACCAAAAUAGUGCGUCUUGGAGUGCAAAGCCAUAAUUGUAAAGAGGUAAAAAUUGCACAGUCCCAGUUCGCAGCACAAUUUAGCACAACCAUUCGGAACAGGUUACUUGCCAGUCGAAAAUUUGUUAUCCAAAUUAGCAAAAUAACCGAUGCCUUCUAUGGAUGGGAUGAUAAAAUUAAUAGUCUGAUCGGUAGAGACAUUUUUGUGCCUCUCGAAAAAAAAAUCCGAAUUGCGCAAAUAGAUCGAUCCUUUUACAUAGUAACGUAUGUGCUUCGAUUUGGAGAAAUUGGUCAGAUAGUGCUAAUGAAUGUAUAUGUAUAGUAAAAAUGAUACCAUCUCGAGAAGGUUAAAGAAGCAAUGCAGACGUUGUCGGCAUUGUAACAAAUGCAAUACAACUGUGUAUAAGCAAUUUGAAACAGGUAUACUCAUACUUUGAAAUAAAUCACAAAUUUGAGAAAGCA
This is a messenger RNA of Malaya genurostris, 4861 nucleotides long. It is a transcript of the gene POSH, whose product is annotated as E3 ubiquitin-protein ligase SH3RF1. Bases 761 to 3454 code for a protein of 897 amino acids. Gene Ontology annotation, molecular function: protein binding; metal ion binding. The transcript has 10 exons. The record is from RefSeq and is a predicted model, not a curated record. Lineage: Eukaryota; Metazoa; Arthropoda; Insecta; Diptera; Culicidae.